Molecule: messenger RNA, 4311 nt
Organism: Porites evermanni
Lineage: Eukaryota; Metazoa; Cnidaria; Anthozoa; Scleractinia; Poritidae
Source: the annotation of a GenBank genome assembly
UUAGUCGAGACAAGCUAUGGAAAAAUAGAGGGAGUUAGACGCAACUUUCCCCACAUGAACAUGCCAAUAACAUCUGUAAACAAAUUUCUAGGGAUCCCGUAUGCAGCGCCACCGAUCGGAAAACUACGGUUUCAACCUCCAUCGAAACCUUCCACUUGGAAACCAGAGAUUUACAACGCCUCCUUCUUUAGAAACAUCUGUAUUCAACCUCCCGAGUAUAACGAACUUUUUUGGCCAAAUUUUUCUCAUCCUGAAAGCGAGGACUGUCUAUAUCUAAACGUCUACACCCCCCUGAGUAAUACCAGCUCAGCAAGGAAUUUGUUUCCGGUUAUGGUGUAUAUACACGGGGGAGGAUACGAGGUCGGCACCCCUGUCGUAUCACCCGGGGACAUAAUCCCCUUGUGGGGUGUUGUGCUGGUCACAAUACAGUAUCGCUUAGGACCUUUUGGAUUUGUUACCACUGGAGAUGCAGAGGCCCCAGGAAAUUAUGGGAUGUUAGAUCAGAUCGAGGCUCUUAAGUGGGUUCGAGAGAACAUCGAGGCUUUUGGAGGGGACCGUUCUAAAGUUACAAUAUUUGGUGAAAGCGCCGGUGGAUCUAGCGUGGGACUUUUGUUGAUGUCUCCGCUGUCUAAGGGCCUUUUUCUUCGUGCUAUUCCCAUGAGUGGAGUUGAACUGUCACCUUUUGCAAUCGGCGCCAAAGCCAACGCGUUAUCGCAUACAAAAGAACUGGCAUCAAGACUUGGUUGCCCGGUUAAAGAAAGCGAGGCAACAAUCAAGUGCCUUCGGUCAAUUGACGCUCCUAAGCUUGUAAAGAUAUAUGACGCUGCGAAUAUCUGGAGACCCGUAGUUGAUGGGAAUUUUCUCACGGACACACCCGAGAAUCUCCGAAGAACAGGAAAAUUUCAUCAUUUAGACCUCAUGUCCGGAUUUACGAGUCAGGAAGGCGCUUACUUCUUUCCUUCUCUCAUCAGUGAAGUAACGUCCAACACUUUUCGCCAUAUUAUUAACGUCACCAUUUCUUAUAUUAUCAACAAGUACGGGCAGACUCAUACACCAAGUUAUAAACUACCAGAAAAACUGUUAGAUGCAAUUGUGUUUAUGUAUACACCCUGGCCAUACAUCCACAAUGCCACCAAAUUCAAGAUUGGUUUCGCAGAUGCCGUGACUGAUUCGUGCGUGGCGGAGUCCACGCACGCGAGUUUGCUUUCCCAUAGUGCUCAGAGCCCUGUGUAUAUGUACGAAUUCGCGUUCCGCUCUAAACUAAACCCUGCAGCUGAUUGGCUGGGAGUGAGACACAAAGAUGACACACCUUACCAGUUUGGUUUUCCGCUGAUGAACCUUACAGUUCUUCAAAAUUACACCGAAGAAGAUCGCAACGUGAGCAAAUUGAUCAUCACCUUAUUCACAAAUUUUGCUAAAUACGGUAAUCCGACUCCCCGACCAUUGAGAGGAGUGACAUGGAAGCAGUUUAACGCAACUUAUCGAGCCUACCUUCGCAUUAAAGAACAGCCCGAAAUGGCGAUUAACUUCUUCCCGACGCGAAUGGCAUUCUGGGACGAGUAUUAUAAGACGUUUUUAAAAGAGAAAGAAUGCCCUGUCGAAGCCAGAGCAAGCGUGGGGACGCAUGCGUGUUGCAAGGGUACAUUUAGUUAUUUCUUUACCCUCAUUCUUAUUAUAGUCGUGUUUUCGAUGCUUUCAAAUCGCCUUGAAUAGUAAGAAUUUAUGCACUUUAUAAAAAAAGCAACGUAAAUUCCCCUUUCUAGCAAAAAUGUAGUCUGCUACACAGCCGUUUUUAGAGUCGUUACUAAAACGGCUGUGUAGCAGACUAGCAAAAAUGGGGUUUCAUUCACGUCUUUGCUCUCGCUAUCUUUUGCGCUUGUGCGUUGAGGCUAGAUGCAUGAUGUAAUAAUCUUCUUGAUCUAUAAGGUAAACAAACAGCAAUACCCUGACAGCAGGAAUUAUACAAUACGGAAAGAUGAUUAGAAAUUAUCGAAGCGAGCACAAUUCAGUAGAUUUUGUUUAUACCCUCAAAGUUGAUUGCUAGGAUCCUUGUAUAAUAUAAUGAAACUUCAAACAGAAAAGAACUGCAUGUACUGAAACCCAAAACACGGAAGAAGAGCUGCCCAGAACAUCUCAAGCGUAAACUACAAGGUAAAAGUCUAUCAGUUCUACGUCGGUAAUUAGUUACAGUACACAUCACACAGACAAACCUGAGGCCAACAGUGCGCCCAUUUUACCUCUCUCUCCGUCAGUUCUCCGUCUCCUUUUAAUAGGGAGCUUUAGCAACGACGACGGCGACGGCAAAUAGGACGUCAGAAAAGCAAUAGGUUUAUUACGCAAAACAACAACUUUGCACGUGCAUUACGCUUUUUUGUACAUUUCUUCACCGUCCUUGCACGACUACGACGUGAAAAUUCCUAAUUGCAAGUUUUAUGGAGGACGUAAACAAGCGACGACGAAUCUCUUUUUCUCUCUCUAAACUUGAGUGCGGUCCUCAAGAAAUCAACUCCAGGGAAAUUCGCCUACACUUGCCAUUUUCAGCAAACUAGUAAAGCUUCCGAAGCGAGAAUUAAGAAGGCAGGUUGACCAGUUUGAGCCGGAUUUCGAAAAGACACCUGACUUAUACUGCGACCGAAGACGAUGGUCAUUCCACGCUUCGCAACUUUGAUGGCAGUUCUUGUUUUGUUUACAAGCAGCGAAAUCGAUUCUGUCAAGUGCACAAAUGAGAAGCCUUUAGUCGAGACAAGCUAUGGAAAAAUAGAGGGAGUUAGACGCAGCUUUCCCCACAUGAACAUGCCAAUAACAUCUGUAAACAAAUUUCUAGGGAUCCCGUAUGCAGCGCCACCGAUCGGAAAACUACGGUUUCAACCUCCAUCGAAACCUUCCACUUGGAAACCAGAGAUUUACAACGCCUCCUUCUUUAGAAACAUCUGUAUUCAACCUCCCGAGUAUAACGAACUUUUUUGGCCAAAUUUUUCUCAUCCUGAAAGCGAGGACUGUCUAUAUCUAAACGUCUACACCCCCCUGAGUAAUACCAGCUCAGCAAGGAAUUUGUUUCCGGUUAUGGUGUAUAUACACGGGGGAGGAUACGAGGUCGGCACCCCUGUCGUAUCACCCGGGGACAUAAUCCCCUUGUGGGGUGUUGUGCUGGUCACAAUACAGUAUCGCUUAGGACCUUUUGGAUUUGUUACCACUGGAGAUGCAGAGGCCCCAGGAAAUUAUGGGAUGUUAGAUCAGAUCGAGGCUCUUAAGUGGGUUCGAGAGAACAUCGAGGCUUUUGGAGGGGACCGUUCUAAAGUUACAAUAUUUGGUGAAAGCGCCGGUGGAUCUAGCGUGGGACUUUUGUUGAUGUCUCCGCUGUCUAAGGGCCUUUUUCUUCGUGCUAUUCCCAUGAGUGGAGUUGAACUGUCACCUUUUGCAAUCGGCGCCAAAGCCAACGCUUUAUCGCAUACAAAAGAACUGGCAUCAAGACUUGGUUGCCCCGUUAAAGAAAGCGAGGCAACUAUCAAGUGCCUUCGGUCAAUUGACGCUCCUAAGCUUGUAAAGAUAUAUGACGCUGCGAAUAUCUGGAGACCCGUAGUUGAUGGGAAUUUUCUCACGGACACACCCGAGAAUCUUCGAAGAACAGGAAAAUUUCAUCAUUUAGACCUCAUGUCCGGAUUUACGAGUCAGGAAGGCGCUUACUUCUUUCCUUCUCUCAUCAGUGAAGUAACGUCCAACACUUUUCGCCAUAUUAUUAACGUCACCAUUUCUUAUAUUAUCAACAAGUACGGACAGACUCAUACACCAAGUUAUAAACUACCAGAAAAACUGUUAGAUGCAAUUGUGUUUAUGUAUACACCCUGGCCAUACAUCCACAAUGCCACCAAAUUCAAGAUUGGUUUCGCAGAUGCCGUGACUGAUUCGUGCGUGGCGGAGUCCACGCACGCGAGUUUGCUUUCCCAUAGUGCUCAGAGCCCUGUGUAUAUGUACGAAUUCGCGUUCCGCUCUAAACUAAACCCUGCAGCUGAUUGGCUGGGAGUGAGACACAAAGAUGACACACCUUACCAGUUUGGUUUUCCGCUGAUGAACCUUACAGUUCUUCAAAAUUACACCGAAGAAGAUCGCAACGUGAGCAAAUUGAUCAUCACCUUAUUCACAAAUUUUGCUAAAUACGGUAAUCCGACUCCCCGACCAUUGAGAGGAGUGACAUGGAAGCAGUUUAACGCAACUUAUCGAGCCUACCUUCGCAUUAAAGAACAGCCCGAAAUGGCGAUUAACUUCUUCCCGACGCGAAUGGCAUUCUGGGACGAGUAUUAUAAGACGUUUUUA